Centruroides sculpturatus (bark scorpion) is the source of this 1101-nucleotide messenger RNA. RefSeq names its product serotriflin-like. The transcript has 7 exons. The record is from RefSeq and is a predicted model, not a curated record. Bases 165 to 1001 code for a protein of 278 amino acids. Lineage: Eukaryota; Metazoa; Arthropoda; Arachnida; Scorpiones; Buthidae.
CGUCAAAGUCCAAUAGCAUUAAGGAUCGAAACGUUCCGUUUUUAAUUGAAUAUAAAAUUUUCGAAUUCGAGUUAUUCCACGAAUUCAAACUUUAUUCGAAGGAAAAUAAUCAUUCGAUUUCGAUACCCUUCUGGAAGCAAUUUAUAUACGAUUCGUUUUGAAACAUGAUUAGAAAGUGGUUAAAGUUCUGGGUUUUGGUAUUGUUGUCCGUGGACAUUUCUGCGAAAGAAGAGAAUUUUUACAAAAAUUAUAGAAUUGAGGGUAUCAAUAAACGUUCGUACCAAGAUGCAGAUUCAACGGAACACCCGGAACACAGUGGAUUCACAACGGAACAAGAAGAAGGAAUUUUAGAAUUGAUCAAUUCAGUCAGAGGGCGAGAUCGAUAUAAUCAAGUUUCAAAUCUAAUGAGAAUGGAAUGGAAUGAAAACUUAGCGAGUAUCGCUAAGAAAUGGAGCGAUCAAUGCAAAAUGGAAUUCGGUCCUUCUUCGUGUAAGAAGAAAUUCAGUCAAAAUAGAGGUAUCAUCAGCAAUUAUCUCCUCGAUCAAUUUCGCCAAAUAAAUGAUUGGGCAGAUGGUUCUAAUUAUACUUACAAAACCAAUACCUGCAAUGGUAUCUGUGAUUCAUACAAAGUGCUGAUGUGGGCCGAAAGUUACGCAGUUGGUUGUUCAAAAUCGAAGUGCAAGAAUUUUAAACAGGGAUAUUUUAUGAUAUGCAAUUUUUAUCCUCCUAUUCCAGAUCUAGGUUUGCAACCAUAUAAAGUAGGAAAGGCCUGUGCCGAUUGUCCAAGUGAUUCUACCUGUGAAGAAGGAUUCUGUGUUAAAAUGGAUAAAAGUAUUCCCAAAGAAAUAUUCGCCUGUAAAGAAAGCAUAGAUGACGAUGAAGGAAAUGAUAGCAAAGAUGACAUGAAUGGAAAGAAUGCUACAACUGGAUCCGGAAAUCGACCCAUUGCCCAUAUAGCGUCCUUGCUCUUAUUAGGAUUACUGUUUCCAUUACUGUUAUAAAUUUAACAAAUAUAAUUUAAUUAAAUAUGUAAAGCAAAAUUCAGUAAAAAUUGUUAAUUUUAAUAUUUUAAAUAUACUAAUAAAGUUACAUUCUCAAGUA